AAGCAACAUGUUGGAAUGGAACAUUGUGCACGCUGCACGCCUCCCUCUCGUCUCUAAUGAAUGAUUCCCAGAGGCGGCCAUUGGCCAAUUGUUUCCAGGACCCCGCAGUGGAUGAAGGGGAUGAGAUGCGGGCUAACUUUUGCAUGACCCCCCCUCCUUGACAAAGACAGUUGCCAUCAAUUGUCCUGCACUCUUUAUUUAAACCAGAGGGGCUUCUUUUUCUCUCUCUCCCCUUGGCACAGAUGCAAGACUUUGAGUCCAUGCAUCUAUAUCAAUAUUAUUUUACAAUUUUUUUUAAAAUCUGAAGUUGUUUUUGUUCUCUCGUUUUUUUUUUUUCAAACGUGCAAGCAGAUGUUUGAGAGGUUUAUUUUUCCGCCUUGAGUGCAAUUAGGGGCAUAUUGAGAGGGGAUGGAAAUUGCUCUUAGUUGUAUGUUUACCCACGCGGGGAGUUGCGUCACCUCCAUUGGCCGACACGGUCACAUGGUCCGCUAACUUUAUUCAGUUGACACCAAAGUAGGAGGGCUUUAUGGAGGGAGGAAGGAAAAAAAAAAGACAACUCGGGAAAAAUUACUAUUUUGUACCUUCACAAAUUAAUGGCCAUGAGUGCGUAUAUGGUCAACUCCAAGUAUGUGGAUCCCAAAUUUCCUCCCUGCGAGGAAUAUUCCCAGAAUAACUACAUACCUGAGCAGGGCUCGGACUACUUCAGCCCAUCGCAGGACACUGACCUGCAGCACCCGGGGAUCUACCCACGCUCCAACUACACGGAGCAAGCGUUCGGCUGCAACGCCGUGCCAGAGCCCGCGGUCCUCGCCAGAUCCGGUCAGCCCAGCCCCUUUGCAGCGGCGACCCAGCCGGGGGAGUCGGUCCACGCGGCCGGAGCCCGGACGUGUGGACCGCAGAACACGACAAAGAGUCCAAGUGGGACCCCAGUCAAGCCGCCAGCGGUCGUUUACCCCUGGAUGAAGAAAGUGCACAUCACCACGGUGAACCCGGAUUACACCGGACCCGAGCCCAAGCGCUCCAGAACAGCGUACACCCGCCAGCAGGUCCUGGAGCUGGAGAAGGAGUUCCACUUUAAUCGCUACCUGACUCGAAGACGCAGAAUCGAGAUCGCCCACACGCUUUGUCUCUCCGAGAGGCAGAUUAAAAUCUGGUUCCAGAACAGGAGGAUGAAGUGGAAAAAGGACCACAAACUGCCGAACACUAAAGGAAGGUCGGUGGUUGCGACCUCCGGUCACCUGCAAAGCCUCCACAAAGACAACCAGACUGAUAUCACGUCCUUAUAAACACCAAGAGAAGCUAACUCUUUUUUUUGUUGCAUUUUUUGCAUGGACUGAAGUCGUUUUUAGACAUUUUUUUUAUUUAAUUAAAGAAUAAAAUCAGUAUUUACCUGAGGCUGGGAAAUAGAACAUCAAAAUAAGUAUUUCUACAGAGCCUCGUUUAUGGUUCACUUUCUGCAAAAAAAUGCACCAUAAAAAUAUACAACCAAACUUUUUUUUUUUUUUUUUGCCUGGAGGACAUAUUUUGUGGAUUUAAUUUCUGACUAUUGAUUUAAGAAAUGAAAUGACACACAAUUUACUUGAAGGAUGUGCAACCAAAAGCACGCAAACUGCUCUUUUUUUUUGUCCCCCCCCCAAAAAAAAUCGCUCGUCUUCUGUAUGUUUUAACUUAUUUUGUUUAUAUUUUGCCUAAAACAUUCCUUCUCGAUCGCCAUUAUAAAUCUCGCAUUGGCGUUUUUAUUUUGUAAACGUGCAUUAUUAUUUUUUUUAUAUUCUUUCUGCAUGCUAUCGAAUUGUUUAAAAUAUUUAGAGAAAAAUAGUGUUUAUUUUUAUUUAUUCGUGUACAUUUUCGUAUCGCACACACGCAUAAUUAAAUGAAUGAUAUGCGGUCAUAAUUACUCUUUUCAAAAUAUACGUUCGUGCAUGGCUUUAUGUAAAGUUUCGUCUUAGUUUUGAUGUGAGAAUGUAUUUUUAUUUCCUUCUUUAUACACAAAGGGUUUAAAAAGUCAUGUCAGGCUUACAAAAAAAAAAAGAGACCGAUUUGUUUUUUUGUUUUCGUUUUUUUUUUGUUAUAAAACCCGUCUUUGUCUCAACACAAGAAAAGGCCCAGAAGCUCUCCCAGGCUCUUGGAGGUCUUGUUGGGGAGGUAUUUGAGGCGAAGGUCGGUGGCAGGUUCAUCCAGGGGACACGUUGGAGCCGCGAGGGAUGACCCCGACACCCCUGACCCGGCCGGACAAGCAGCAUUUUCUCCUUUUUGUUUUUUCUUACAAAAAACAAAAAAACAAAAAAAAAAGAAAGAAAGAAACUCUGUGAAGCAUUCAAAGCAAGUCAGUGCGUGACUUGAAACGCAGAGAUUGUUUUUUACUAUCUCAAAAACUGCACAGUAUAUUUCCAAUAUCGGCGUCAUGUCAAUAUGCAAUGUCUUCUCCUGGUCUUAUUUUUGUACAUGCUUUCUUACCUUGUAAUUGUGCAUCGAGAUGUGAGAAGUAUA
Molecule: messenger RNA, 2490 nt
Organism: Nerophis lumbriciformis (worm pipefish)
Lineage: Eukaryota; Metazoa; Chordata; Actinopteri; Syngnathiformes; Syngnathidae
Gene: hoxd4a
Product: homeobox D4a
Biological process (GO): anterior/posterior pattern specification; positive regulation of transcription by RNA polymerase II; embryonic skeletal system morphogenesis
Cellular component (GO): nucleoplasm; nucleus
Molecular function (GO): RNA polymerase II cis-regulatory region sequence-specific DNA binding; DNA-binding transcription factor activity, RNA polymerase II-specific
Source: RefSeq, a predicted model, not a curated record